AUGGCGCAAGGCCAGGAAGUAGAGGAGGCCCAGUCCAUCGCCGACAGCUCGCCCUUGUUCGUGAGAUGGGUGCAAGGAUUUCCUAAGCAGAAUGUUCAAUUUGUCAACAAUGACACCAUUUGCUACCCUUCUGGGAACUACAUAAUAUUUAUUAAUGUCGAAACCAAGGAAAAGACAAUACUCCAGUGUGUGAGUGGAAUUGUGGGCAUCAUGGCAACCAACAUUCCCUAUGAAGUUGUGGCUUUCUCAGAUAGGGCGCUGAAACCUGUCAUCUACAUAUACACCUUUCCUGGAUUGACCAGAAGGACCAAAUUAAAAGGCAAUAUUCUUCUGGACUACACUUUUCUUACCUUCAGUCACUGUGGCACAUACCUGGCUAGUUACUCCUCUCUUCCUGAAUAUGAACUGACUCUCUGGGUAGAUGAUGCCAUGCUUUAUGGUUUUAAUCUUUCCUUUAAGCCAAAAGAUGAUCUGUAUCCUUUGCUUCACCCAACCAUGCAUUGCUGGACUCCAACAAGUGAUCUGUAUGUUGGCUGUGAAGAGGGUCAUCUUCUAAUGGUUAAUGGAGAAACUUUGAAGGUGACUGUGCUUAGUAAGACAGAAGAACCACCACCUAUGGACAGAAGAAAUGUUAUCAGUCCAAUCACCUUGGCAUAUCAGAAAGAAGGCGUAGUUGCUUCUGGAAUAGAUGGCUUUGUGUAUUCUUUUAUUAUUAAAGACUCAAGUUACAAAGUAAUGGAUUUUAUUGAGGUAGAAGAGGCUGUGGAGCAUUUGAUGUUUUCUCCCCACUACAAAACGUUGCUGAUUCAAACAGAAAAGGGAUCUAUUUAUACCUGCACUUUUGACGAGGAGCCAACCUUAGAUAAAGUCCUAACAGCUUGUGAUGGGAACUUUCAGGCAAUUGAUUUUAUCACACCUGGAAACAAACACUUCAUGAUGACUUCUUGUGGGGUUGGUUUGCAUUUGUUUUCAGAGGUCGGCAAAGGCAUUUCACAAAUAUCCACAGUGUCUCUUUUGGAAACGGACAUAGUGGAAGUGAUGGUGCUUGUCCUGCUUCCAGAAACAGGAAGAAGCAAACUGGAAAUAUUUACUCUGCCUACAAUCCUACCCCAAGUUGUUGCCACCUUUGCUGAUGAAAGAGGAAGGCUGAGAAAUGAAUUCAUUCAUAAGUACCUGUAUGAGAUCGACCACAUGCUCUCCUCAGCAGUCUUGGAUUUUCAAAACCACCACAUUUUUGGCUUCUGUAAUCACAUGCCGUACAUCUGUACCUAUCUUCUUCCUGAAACAGAACAUACUGGUGUGUGCAUUCUGAAACCCUUCCAAAAAGCACAAAGCAGACAUUACGGAGGUGGAAAGCUGUGUCUGUCUUCUCAUGGAAUCUGGCUCUUCAGUACAGCUAAAGAUGGAUUCCUCUAUAUCCGAAAUGCUUAUACUUUGGAAACAUUUGUUGGGUGUCAGAGCCAUUCUUACCACGGGCAAGGAAUUCAGUCAUUGAAAAUUUCAAUGGAUGGACAAGACAUUCUGGUGAAUGGGAAAAAUGACAGCACUCUGAUCUGUCUAAAAUGGAAGCACUUUGGAGGAACCUUAGCCACUGACAGUCUCAACCACUACCUGAAAUUGAUAACUUCCCUGAGCAACACCGUGAAUGAGGAGAAUGACUACAUAACUACAACACAAAGAGAGCCCUUAGGCUUGGGAUCAGAAUGCGAACAGACAGUAAAGCGUCUAAGCAUUGACUCCUCACAAGAGGAAUUAAUCUCAGCUCAUGACCUGAAGGAAAUUUCCUGGAUACAAGCAAAGAGUCAAGAGGCCAUCAGAAAAGAGGUUAGCCAGUUCUCCAAGAAAAGGAAAGAGAUAAAAAAAGGAAUCAAAGAACUUGCUAAAACAGUUCUGAGUAUGAUGGAAGAAAAUGAAACCGUAAACUAUAUUGCAAAAUUAGACCAGCAGGAAUUCAGCCUGGAUGUAGAGGAACUGGAAAGACUUCAUGAUGAAAGUGAGGAAGAAGUGGCAAAGAUAAAAAAUGACACAGAAAUGGGUAACCUAGCCAAGAGAUAUUUGACUGAACUUAUCAAAGAAGAAUGCUGGAAUUCGAUGGCUGUGAAAGGGCGAGCUCUUAAGUGCUUCCACAUACCCUAUGUAGUUGAGAACUUCCCAAUGAAAGAGCGCACAGCUGAAGAGUUGAAAGAACUGGAGAAAGUUUUACAACAAAAGAAGAUUGAAACUGAGUGUCUUAAAGUACGGCAGGAAAUUGUAGAGGUUCAGUCUGCAGUUUCCUUGGGUAAAAAGCAACAUGAAGAGGAUGAUGAAGAAGAGGAAGAAGAAAAUGUGCCAGUGCAAGACACCAACUUGCCCAAUUACCUGCUUGGCAGUCUGAGUACUGAUUUUGGGGUAGAUACCUCUUUUUUGUCAAGCCAGUUGGAACUUCAUUCAAGAGAGGAGAAAAUCAACCAAAUUGUAUUACUGAAGGAUAUCAUCUACAAGGUUAAAACUGUUUUUAAUAAUGAGUUUAAUGCUGCAUAUAAACAAAAAGAGUUUGAAAUCGCACGUGUAAGGGAAAGAAAUGUGAGACUUCAAGAAAUUAUUUUGGAUCUGGAGUUGGAAGAAACAGUCUGGCAACCCGAAUUUGAAGAAUGUGAAAAGCCAGAGAGAACGCUUGUUGUGGAAGACAGUGAGGUAAAGCAGAAAGCAGCUGGUUUAAUGGAAAUGAUGGCUUUCCUCCGGAAGAGAAUUGAGGAUGAUGAAAAGGUGCAACAGAGCAUUGAAAAAGUGUUCCAUGAACUCAUCCUAUUACAGGAAGAGAAAGUGGAAUUCCAGUUGAAUUUGACCAUUCAAAUUCUCCUUAAACAAGGACAAGUAGAAUUGGAGAAUUUCCAGUUAAUUCUGGAAUAUUCUGAUGCGAUUCUCAUCAACAAGAACAUAAUUGAAGAUCUGAAUUCUGUGAUUCGGACUCAAGGACAAAAGAAAGUUACUAGCAUGGUGGAAAGUAAAGAUGUGCACAAAGGCAUAUAUCAGAUUGAAUGGGAACAUAAGAAAAUGGAGAUGGAAAUGGAAGAUCUAAAUCAGAAGGCCUGGGAUAUUCAGAUGCUGUUUUUUUCAAGAGAUCGUCAAAAGUUCCUAAAUGAACCACACUAUGAGACUCUGAUAGCUAUUCAGAUUGGAAUAAUGGAGCAAACCAUUGCUGUUUUAGAUAAGACCCACAAGAAGAAUGUGGAAAACUGCAAAAAACUACUAAAAAAAUUGGGAAGAUACAGCAAUCACAAAGAUGUAGCAAAUUACACUCUAAGCUGCAAUCUACGAGAAGAGUUGGUGGCUGUCUCAGAAAGAAGAGACAUCUGUAAUGUAAUUGGAUCUAAACUGACUUGUGAAAAGAUUGCCAGAGAACGAUAUGAGAACUUGAUGCAACAACAAAAAUUAACACAUAUUUCAAAACAACAGGCUGAACAGAUUGCAGUUCUGCAGGCUGAAGUUGAAAGAUUAAGGAUGAGAACAUUUCCUGCUCUUGUUCAAAUGUAA
Messenger RNA from Orycteropus afer afer, 3513 nucleotides. It is a transcript of the gene CFAP43, whose product is annotated as cilia and flagella associated protein 43. Gene Ontology annotation, cellular component: axoneme. Gene Ontology annotation, molecular function: protein binding. The transcript is spliced from 26 exons. Gene Ontology annotation, biological process: cilium assembly; sperm axoneme assembly. Bases 1 to 3513 code for a protein of 1170 amino acids. Lineage: Eukaryota; Metazoa; Chordata; Mammalia; Tubulidentata; Orycteropodidae. The record is from RefSeq and is a predicted model, not a curated record.